CCCAUUUGCAGUGAAAUAACCAGAGAGUUCAAGCUGUAAAGUUUUAGCAAUUUUGCGCUACUAAAUUAGAAAUAAGAAGAUGAAUGUACAGACUGAGUAUUUCAUACGGCUGUUGUUGCUCCUCGUUCAAGCUGGCGUGCUGGUCUGUAGAGGCAUAACCCACAGGGAACUUGCAGGAACGAAACUCAACAUUGUACUCAAACCCCAUGAGAAAGCGUUGCAAAAGAAGCUUCUGAAAUCACAGUGUAUAGUACUUUUCCAAACCAGUGGCAUAUUACAUGUAGAAGACCUUGACCUUUCUUUGUUGACAGUUGUUCUACUUGACGUGCUGAUUUUAUCAACCACAGACAAACAGUACAUUAAAGUAAUAAAGGAAACAAGAAACACAUUGGCGCAUAACUCCACAGCUUCAGUUGAACUUGCUGGUUACAACACCUUGAAAACAGAUCUGGAAGACGCAUUGACGAAAUUGUGCCUAGGCCUUGACGUGAAUCUACAGACUGAAUGCUCAAAAUUAAUACAGAAGUUCACAGGCGAACCUCUUGAUGAGGCAACUGCUUUAAAGUAUGUUAUGGAGCUGAGGAAUGAAGAUGAGCUAUUACAAGAUUUUGAAGGAAUGUUGGAAAAACAGUCUGAAGAUAUUGUGCAAGAAGUCAAAGCAUCAGAGAACCGAUUACAAGAAUCGCUCUCAGAUUUUAAGCAGGAAGUAAUAGAAGAGUUUCAGAAACUGCAUUUUGGAUGCACAGACGAUUUCACUAAAUCAGAUUUUCCCGAUACACUGCCCAGCUGUGAGGUUUGUUUCAAUGUAGGCAACACUGCAACAUUCUAUUGUGAAACCUGCUGCCAGUUUAAUGCAACCAAUGUAUCCAUACUGUUGAGAAGACGCACAGCAGGCAAAGAUUAG
Messenger RNA from Mercenaria mercenaria, 904 nucleotides. RefSeq lists its product as uncharacterized. NCBI's taxonomy places the organism in Eukaryota, Metazoa, Mollusca, Bivalvia, Venerida, Veneridae. The record is from RefSeq and is a predicted model, not a curated record. The transcript has 4 exons. Bases 80 to 904 code for a protein of 274 amino acids.